AUGAAUCCCAGAGAAUCUCUACCUCCUGGUUGGGAAAUGAGACUUGAUGAGAAAUCAGGGCACUUUUAUUUUGUGGAUCAUAACACUCGGUCUACGCAAUGGAAUCAUCCUGUAACAAAUCAAGAAUAUUCAUCUCCAAUAAACGGAACGAAUACAUCAAUUUUUUCGGAACAGAACUCGUCUGAUGUAUGUGGCUCUAGUUGUGAAAAAACAAUCGCAGAUGUAAUGUCGAGGGCACGCUCACUACAGCCAACAAUCGAUUGUUUUAAUGGUGCACCUCAGAGUAAAGAAUAUAAACAUCUUAUGGAAAACUUGGAACAAUUAAUACUGAGUUUGGAUAACUUAAAAAGUGAUGGAAAUGAAGAUGUUAGAUCUAUGCGGCGAGAUGCUAUCAAAGAAAUCCAACAAUUAAUAGAAAUGUUAGACUAUCGUUCCUUAAUUUCCAGUGAAAAUGAUGAAAAAUCGUAG
Schistosoma rodhaini is the source of this 468-nucleotide messenger RNA. The record is from the annotation of a GenBank genome assembly. NCBI's taxonomy places the organism in Eukaryota, Metazoa, Platyhelminthes, Trematoda, Strigeidida, Schistosomatidae.